AUGAAAACUUUUGUCGGUAUCCUCAUCUUGAAUCUGCAUUGGGGCAAUACCAACGCCUUCUCCACUGCAUUGCAAUCCCGUCAUCUCGGUGCUGUUGGCAGUUCCUUAGCGUUGGGAGCAACACCUGUCAGUGAUUCAAUAGUCAGCACAACAGAAGCCGUCAAGAAGCUCAAAAAGGUCCUGCAAAGAGAGUAUGUUUCUUUCUUCGAUCCGAUGCAACGGGAAUUCUACGCAGAUAUUGUUUCAUUUGACGACCCUAUGACAUCCCUGAGUGGAGUUGAUUCGUACCAGAAAAACGUGGACAUGUUGAGCAGUCGAACUCUCUUUGGAAAAUUCUUCUUCAAAGAUGCGGGUAUUGUUCUUCACUCAAUCACCGGUGGGGAAGUGGACGAGGAAAAUGGUAAUAUCUCCAAUAUUAUCACACGAUGGUCUCUUCGAGUCACCGUUCAAGCCAUCCCAUGGAAACCAACAGCCAGAUUUACAGGGAUUUCAGAAUACGAAGUUGUUCCUGGUGGCUCAGAAGGUGUUCUCGUGCAACACCAAACAGAUUACUGGGACUCUAUCAAUAUCCAAAAAGGUGGCAAAUACGCAAAAGUUGAUAAGGGAAUCGCUAUCAAGGAUUUCCUUGAUCAACUAAAACCGGAAAACGGAAAUGCGGCUGCCGCUGGACCAGAAGUUCCGUACUCUUUGCUUCGUCGCGGAAAUGGAUACGAAGUGAGAAAGUACCCCAGCUAUUCGUAUGCCAAGAUCCCAUACACUCGUCGCGAUGAAGGGUAUGACCUUCUUGCAUCAGUUACACAAGGGAUGGACCCACUGGCUCCUGCGAUUAUGGAAGUAUUCAAUGACGAUGACAAAAAAACAAUGGCUUGGCCGCUUGGGUAUGCUGCACCUGGAGAGACUUCUCCGCCCCCGCUUAGCAGCAAGGUUCAAGAGAGAAUGAAGGACCCAAUGUGGAGCGAUUGUGAAAUAACGACACUGCCGGGCACAGUAGUAGCAGUCGGGAGCUUUUCUGACGCUAGUGUCGCUCCCAUUGUUAGAAAAGCGGACAAGAAUCUUCGUGCCGCCCUCCAAAACGAUGGCAUUUCGAUACCGAAGGGAAGUGAAACAUCUGUCAAGUUUGCGCAGUAUGAUGCAAUCUUCACUCUCGGAAAGCGACGAGGUGAAGUUUGGAUCGAAUUGGAAGACGGCGGACACCCAUGGUAA
Molecule: messenger RNA, 1203 nt
Organism: Cylindrotheca closterium
Lineage: Eukaryota; Bacillariophyta; Bacillariophyceae; Bacillariales; Bacillariaceae
Source: the annotation of a GenBank genome assembly